Messenger RNA from Emiliania huxleyi CCMP1516, 2570 nucleotides. RefSeq lists its product as hypothetical. The transcript has 15 exons. The record is from RefSeq and is a predicted model, not a curated record. The coding region runs from base 24 to 2570 and encodes 848 amino acids. Lineage: Eukaryota; Haptophyta; Isochrysidales; Noelaerhabdaceae. Gene Ontology annotation, molecular function: nicotinamide phosphoribosyltransferase activity. Gene Ontology annotation, biological process: NAD+ biosynthetic process.
CGGCUUUGAGAGAGCUCGCUGGCAUGUCCUGCUUGAAGUCCUGCCUAGGCGACGCCAGCGUCGGCAGCGCGCCGCCGACCGGCAGCAGCGACGGGCACAACAUCCUGCUCAUGACAGACGGCUACAAGUUUUCGCACCACAAGCAGUACCCGGUCUCAUGGAUGCCAGAGCACGCUCGACCCGGCUCGCAGAGCGGCGAGUACUUCCCAGCCGUGCUCUUCCCGCCCACCAGCAAGGCGCCGGGUGCCAAGCUGCUGCAGCUCGCCACCGUUCCGGGAGGAGGCAGCGACUCGCUCGUGCUCAUCACCAACGCGUCGACCGCAGUGGUCAAGGUGCUCGGGCCGGCAGAGGCGGACGCCGCAGCGGACAUCAACUAUGCCUGCGCGGCGGUGGAGUACGCGGGCCCGCUAAAGGCCGGCGCUUGCCGAGAGGAGGGGAGAGGAGAGGAGGAGAGGAGGCGCCGCCGACUUCGUCCUCCUCCCGGACGCGACAAGGAGGGCGCCGGCGACCACAUCGUCUUCUUCGGCCUGCAGUAUUUCAUCAAGGAGUAUCUGGCGGAGGAGUUUAUCGCGCGGUACAUGGCCGACGUGCGCAUCGCCGGCCCAGCGUUCGCCGGCGGCUGGGACCGGACGAUGUUCCCGCGCGGCGAUUGGGAGGCGAUGGCAAGCGGCGACUACGAAUGCACGGGCGUGCCGACGCCCGGUGCCGUCCCGGGCGCUUUGCCCAUCAAGAUCGAGGCCUUACCCGAGGGCUCGAUCGUCGCGCCCGGCGUCGCGUUCUUCAAGCUGACCAACACGCACCCCCGUUUCUACUGGCUGCCAAACUUCCUCGAGACCCUCCUCCUAGCACGCGGGAUGCACGCGCGCGAACACGCACGCACUCCGCCGUCGUUGGUCUGGUACCCCACAACGGUGGCGACGCAGGCGCGCGAGUUCCGCAAGACCAUCCAGGCGUACAGCGUUCUCUCGCAGCGGGUCUCGCAGGUCGACUUCCUGCCGGGCGAGCGCGACUUCACGCCGGAGAACAUCGCCGCCGACGACCUUCCAGUCCACAUCGCGCAAGUCUUCGACCUGCUCGACUUUGGCUACCGGGGCGUCUCUUCGCACGAGACGGCGGGUCUCGGCUCGGGUGCCUACUACACCGCCGGCUUCGAGGGCUCCGACACGGUCGCCGGCUCGCGCAUGCUGCUCCGCCACUACAACGCUGCGGACCCGAAGCUGGGCGGCACCCCGGUAGAGAGCUUCCGCGCGAUGUUCGAGCAGCUGCACUGCGCCACCUCCGUCCCGGCGGCCGAGCACUCGACGAUCACCUCGUGGGCGGACAUGUCCCCCGGCGCCGACCCGGCCAAGUAUGAGGCGGACGAGUACGCCGCGUUUGUCAACAUGAUCCGGCAGUACAUGCCCUCCUUUGCGGUCUCGCUCGUGUCGGACGGCUUCAACAUCUGGAACGCAGUCGCCAACUUGUGGCCGUCGGAGAAGGUGGUCGAGGGCGGCGAGGCGGGCGGCUUGUCGAUGCGCGCCAUCAUCCGCGCGCGCCUCAAGGCGGGCCAGCUCACGCUCGUGCGCCCCGACUCUGGCGAGGGCGUCGAGACGCUGCCGCAGCUCCUCUCCCUCUUCCACGCCACGCUCCCGGAGGCUUGGGAGUCGGGCCUCUCGCCGCUCCGGCCGCUGUUCGCGCCGACCGACCCGCGUCAGGCAGAGUACGAGGCUGUGUGCGAGUCGAUCCGCAAGGCGAAGGGCUUGCCCGCGGGCGACAACCCGUUCCGUCGCUUCGUGGGGCAGCAGUUCCGCAUACUGCAGGGCGACGGCGUGGCGCUUGACACGGUCGGCGACAUGUGCGCAUCGAUCCUCGCAAACGGCUUCUGCGUCAACGCGGUGCACUUCGGCUCCGGCGGCGGGCUGCUGCAGAAGCUCAACCGCGACUCCCUCUCCGUCGCCUUCAAGUGCUGCGCCAUGUACGUCGGCGGGCGCAUGUACGCCAUAGGGAAGGACCCGAUCGCGGGCGGCAAAAAGUCGUACCCCGGCAACCCGCCCGUCCUGCGCGGCGCCGACGGCGUGCUACGGAAUCGCGGCACCUACGACAGCGCGGGCGAGCCGAGUGGCGCGAUGCUCGAGGCCCAGCCGAUGUCGUACGCCGAGUUUUGCAGCGGCGUCGAGGGCGACGUGUUGCAGCCCGUCUUUGAAAACGGGACGGUGCUGGUGGACACGCCUUGGAGCUCUAUCGUCAGCCGUGCCAAGGCGUUGGCAGUCCGGCUGGCCGAGGCGUCGUGCGGCUCCAAGUGGAUGCACUGCCACCCCACAAAGAUGGCGGCCAUGCAGGCCGAGCCAGCGUUUGCCGCGCUGGGGCUGGAGAAGAGCGCAGCCAAGCUGGGCCUGACGGCGACCCUCGACUCGCAUGCACUCGUCGCGGCCAUCAAGGAGAAGCACGUGUGCGACAAGAAGGCGGCCGAAACCGGGGGUUGCCGUGCUUACUGCCGAGAGGCGGCCAAGAAGGUGCUCGCCGCCAUUGCCGAGAGCGACAUGGCGGCUGCCGAGAAGGCAAUGAAGGGCAAGAUCAUGCUGACACUGUGA